Messenger RNA from Rotaria sordida, 2277 nucleotides. NCBI's taxonomy places the organism in Eukaryota, Metazoa, Rotifera, Eurotatoria, Philodinida, Philodinidae. The record is from the annotation of a GenBank genome assembly.
AUGAGUAUAACUAUUUCAUCUGGUUUACAUCGUUCACAUUCUGAUCGUGACCUAUUAUUAAAUGAACGUCGUUUAACUCGUGCUCGUUUAAAUAGUUCAUCAUCAUCAUCAAAUCUUGCAUCAUUAUCAUCAUCAUCAAAUGUUCAUUCUAAUACAACAACAGUAUCAUCAUAUUCAACAUCAUCAUCAUCAACACCAGCAUGUCUUCCAUGGGAUCGUUUACAAAAAUGGUUAUAUGGUAUUGCUAUUGUAACAUUUGAUCUUGAAUUAGGACAAUCAAUAGAAUAUCUUUUACCAAAUCAUUGUAAAUUAACAGAUAAAGAAAAAUUAAAUUUAUCUUAUUUAUCAUUUCCUGAUACAAAUUCAACAUGUCUCGGUGAUUUUCAAUAUCAUUUUCGUAUAAAUCAUGAAUCAUUUAAUUUAACAACUGAUUAUCAAUAUUAUAAUUCAAUUGUACCAUCAGCAUUACAAGUUGAUAAUAAUUCAUUAUUUGGUUUUGUUAAUUUUCGUCAAAUACACGAUAAAACAAUAAAACGUGGAUUUUUUCAAAAAUCAUUUGUUAUUUUAUCAAAAUUACCAUUUAUUUCACUUUUUUUAAAUAUUGUUAAUCAACUUGCUAUAAAUUAUUUUGAAUAUGGUUUAACAAGUUUAGAAACAUGUUGUCAUUCAAUGGAUUGUCAAUGGCCAGAACCUGAACCUGGUAAAACAUUAUUAUUACCUUUAUUAGAUAGUGUUCUUCAAGUACGCAUUCCAACACAUGGUGAUAAACCAUUUUCAUCAUCAGAUCUUAUACAAUUUCGUUCAAUUGUUAAUGAAACAAUGACAACAAAUAUAAAUAGUAAUAAUCCUAAUCAAAAUCAGUCAUUUAAAUUUCCUCUCGAUGAUGAUAUUGAAAUUGAUAUGCCCACAAGUAAUUUAUCUGAACAUGAAAUAACAAAUAAUAAUAAUACAACUGUUGAAUCUGUUACAAAAAAUGAACAACAACGACAACAACAACAAUUACCAUGUCUGAUACCAUUUGUAUAUGAUGUUAAUACAUAUCAAUCAUUAUUAUGUGUUUUAACACAUAUUCAACUUUUAUGGGAAUUAGUUUUACUUAAUGAACCAAUUGCAAUUCUUGGAAAAUUUCCAACAAAAUGUUCACAAACUGUUCAAGCUCUUGUUCAUAUCAUAUGGCCAUUACGAUAUGCAAAUGAUUACCGUCCAUUUUUUACAAUUCAUAAUAGUGAAUUUCAUGAAAUAACAUUUAAUUCUUCAAAAAAAUCAUCAUUAUCACCGCCAAAAAUUAUUCUUGGUGUAACAAAUCCAUUUUUUGCUAAACUUCUUCAUCAAUGGCCACAUAUAAUUUGUGUUGAUGAUGAUGAUCAACAACAAAAAUCAAUAAAAAAACGUGAAAAUUUUCUUCUUGUAGAACAUGAUGAUGAAGAUAAUUUAUCUGUAAAUGAAUUAGAUGAUGAUAUUGAAUUAUCAUCAUUAUCAUCAUCAUCAUCAUCAUUACAAAUGGAAAAAAAAAUUCAAAAAAAAAUUUCAACAACUUCAAAACCAUAUAAACCUGCUUAUACAUUAAAUACUAAUUCAUCACAUUUAAUAUUUGUUACAAAAAUUGGUUUAUAUACAAAAUAUAAACCUUAUUUACAACGUGAUAAAAUUAUAUUAAAAAAACUUCGAUCAACUAAUUCUCAACAACGUCCUGAUACCGUACAAAAUGCUUUUUUACGUCGUUUUUUUCUUGAAUUAACACAAAGUUUUAUUAUACCACUUGAACGUUAUUUUUCUAGUCUUUUACCAUUACGUAAAUAUUAUCAUGCUAAUCGUGAACCACCAAUAAUAAAAAAAUUUGAUAAUGAAGAAUUUCUUAAAACACUUGAUCAAUAUGGACCACAAUUAACAUCAGGUUUAAAAGGUGAUUGGAAAGAAUUAUAUAAACAUUUUUUAACAACACCAAAUUUUCAUUUUUGGUUAUUAAAUCGUGAACAAGAAGCAAAUGCUAAAAUUUAUUCAUUAUAUAUUGAAACAAUAGCAUAUUGUCGUUUAGAACAAGAUUUUAAUUUAUCACAAUUAAAAGAAAUUCAAAUAAUUGAUUUAGUUAUUAAAUUAAAAGAUUUAAUUCAAUAUUUAGAAACAAAAAAUGAUGAUUUAUUAAUAAGAAUUGAUCAAAAUGUAAAGAAUGAUUAUUUAGAAAGAAUUAAAUUAAAAAUGAAAAUAAUUGUUGAAGAAAAGUUAUCUGAUGAUAUGAAAACAUUAUUUCAUAAACCAAUGAGUCUUUCUUCAUCAUAA